Molecule: messenger RNA, 1666 nt
Organism: Dalotia coriaria
Lineage: Eukaryota; Metazoa; Arthropoda; Insecta; Coleoptera; Staphylinidae
Product: ionotropic receptor 75a-like
Exons: 5
Coding region: 132-1328 (398 amino acids)
Cellular component (GO): membrane
Molecular function (GO): ligand-gated monoatomic ion channel activity
Source: RefSeq, a predicted model, not a curated record
CUAGACGUCAAAAUUUAGGAAAUAUCACUUUGAACAAUUGUAAUGUUGUCACACAUAACGAAACUUAUCGACAUUUAUUGGAUAAAAGAUUUAAACAUAUUGAUACUAUCACAAAAGUUAAUUAUGUGUUUAUGCUACAUUUAGCAGACAUGUUAAACGUCACUAUGAACUUUUCUUUCGUUGGUACCUGGGGUUAUUUAAGUAAUAAUUCACAGUGGACUGGGAUGAUUGGAGAGUUGACAAGAAAACAUGCGGAUAUUGGAGGUACGCCGCUGUUUUUCACUAGUGAUAGAGUGCCUAUCAUUGAUUACAUAGCAAUGACGACGCCUACAAAGUCAAAGUUUGUCUUUCGACAGCCGAAACUUUCGUAUAUCACCAAUGUUUACACUUUGCCGUUUAACACGGGGGUGUGGUUGGCUAGUAUGGCAAGUGUGGUGAUUACAGCAGCCGGGUUGUAUGUGGGAGUUAAGUGGGAAUGGUACAAACGCAGAAAAUACGUUGCAUAUACAAAUGUCUCAAACACAGAUGAACUCCAAGAUGAUCCUGUGGACGUUGCUUUCGUAGCUUUUGCUGCAGUUUGUCAACAAGGUGCAAGUGCAAUUCCCUUCAGCAUAACCGGACGCAUUAUUACCAUUUUAAUGUACACGUCUUUAAUGUUUCUGUAUACUUCAUAUUCUGCUAAUAUUGUUGCCCUCUUACAAUCGUCUUCUACAUCAAUUCAAACCUUGGAGGAUUUGCUUAAAAGUCGUCUGCAGGUUGGAGUUGAUGACACUGUAUUCAACCAAUUUUAUUUUCCGAAUGCUUCUGAACCUGUAAGAAGAGCAAUAUAUCGCCAGAAAGUGGUACCACCUGGUCAGAAACCAAGAUUUUUCCCAAUUGAAGAAGGAGUUCGCAGAUUGAGAGAAGGAUUGUUUGCUUUUCAUAUGGAAACAGGAGCCGGGUAUAAAAUAGUGGGCGAAACUUUUUUGGAAGAUGAAAAGUGUGGUUUGAAAGAGAUACAGUUCCUGCAGGUGCCUGAUCCUUUCUUGGCCGUUCAGAAAAACACGUCUUUUAAGGAAAUUAUUAAGAUUGGUUUAAGGAAAAUGCAUGAAAGUGGUAUUCAAAACCGUGAGGUCUCAUUGCUCUACACCAAACGACCAAUAUGUAUGUCCCGUGGUAGUUCGUUUAUGGGUGUCGCCAUCGUGGAUUGUUAUCCUGCUGCGUUGGUCUUUGUCGUUGGCAUUAUAAUCGCCUUCGGCAUUUUCAUUCUGGAACUGUUUGCGCAUCAAUUUGCUCGCUGCGGUUAUAGAUUUGCUUUUCCGCGAUUCAAGCAACAAAUACCCACUUAAAACCGCAAAUACCACGUAAACCCAACCUCAAUGUGUGUGUGUGUCGUGUGUGAGGGUUAUUUAUUCACGAAAGCGGGAAACUAGAUCGAUUAUAUUCAAUCAAUUACACUCUUGUGGCUUUAUCAAGUUGUUUUUGUGGGCAUUUUUCGUAAAUAAUGCACGUUUGGAUUGAUCAUGAUCAAAAGCAUUCAGUGGUAGGUAUUAACCCACUAAACCAAUAUCAAAAUGGCGGGUAAUAAAAAGGAAUAUUUGAUUACACAAAGAAAUGCUAAGUUUAGGAUAAUUUUUGAUGAUAACACAGAGAUAUUAAUAAAAACCCAAAAUUGAACAUGACAUAA